Messenger RNA from Engraulis encrasicolus (European anchovy), 3375 nucleotides. Its product is annotated as NACHT, LRR and PYD domains-containing protein 3-like. The record is from RefSeq and is a predicted model, not a curated record. Gene Ontology annotation, biological process: intracellular signal transduction. NCBI's taxonomy places the organism in Eukaryota, Metazoa, Chordata, Actinopteri, Clupeiformes, Engraulidae. Bases 1 to 3375 code for a protein of 1124 amino acids. The transcript has 14 exons. Gene Ontology annotation, molecular function: protein binding.
AUGAGUUCCCCUGACAACCAGGAGUUCCAACUGAGACUAGCACCAGAGGCUCCAACUCACAGGGUCUCCAGGAAGGCAGCAGGGUCUGGUGUGCCCAGAGCUCCAUCCAUGAGGAGUGAUGUCUCAAAAGAUGACCCUCCUCUCAUGACAGAAGGGGAAAGGGUCUCCAGGAAGGCAGCAGGGUCUGGUGUGCCCAGAGCUCUAUCCAUGAGGAGUGAUGUAUCAAAAGAUGACCCUCCUCUCAUGGCAGAAGGGGAAAGCAGCGUGUCCAGGAAGGCAACAGGGUCUGGUGUGUCCAGAGCUCCAUCCAUGAGGAGUGACUGGUCAAAAGAUGAUGGUCCUGACAUGGCAGAAGGGGAAAGGAUAUCCAGCAGGAAAGCAGCAGGGUCUUGUGUGUCCAGUGCUCCAUCCAUGAGGAGUGAUGUCUCAAAAGAUGAUGGUCCUGACAUGGCAGAAGGGGAAAGGGAACAGGAGGAAGGGUAUGAACCAGACACCAGCAGCAGUCAGGAAAAGCAACCAGAUCUACUUCAUAUUUUUGAGGUACUUGAGAAGAAGAUGGUCACCUUUUUAAAGACAGAGCUACAGAGAUUUAAGCAGAUUCUUAGUCCAGACUACAAGGAAAACUUUGAGAUGAAAUCAGAGGAUGAGACUGAUGCCAGAGAAGGAGCUCUCAAGCUGGCGUUGCAUUUCCUCUGCAAGAUGGAGCAACAGGAUCUUGCUGAUAAAUUGAAUGACAAUGAGCUCUAUGUAAUUUGUCAGAAUGACUUGAAACAAAAUCUCAAGAACAAAUACCAGAAUGUGUUUGAAGGAAUAGCAAAACACGGAAGCUCUGUUUUGCUAGAAAAGAUCUAUACAGAUCUCUACAUAACAGAGGGAGGAGGUGGGAAAGUAAAUAAGGAGCAUGAAGUCAGACAGAUUGAGUCCAGAUCCAAGAGAUCAACUGGACAGGACAAACCAAUCAAAUGUGCAGACAUCUUUAAGCCUUCACCCGGUCAGGACAAACCAAUCAGAAGAGUUCUCACCAAAGGGGUGGUUGGCAUUGGCAAAACUAUCUCUGUACACAAGUACAUCCUGGACUGGGCUGAGGGAAAGGACAACCAGGAGAUCAAUUUCAUCUUCCCAUUGUGCUUUCGGGAGCUCAACCUCAUGAGAGACAAGGAGUGGUAUUUGAUGGAUCUUCUUCACCACUUCUUUCCAGAGACAAAGCAGUUAAGACUAGGCAGUCAGAAGAAAUAUAAUGUGCUGUUUGUCUUUGAUGGCCUGGAUGAGUGUCGACUUCAACUCAACUUUCAGACAAAUGAAAGUUUGACUAAUGAAAAAGUAAUCACCUCAUUGGAUGUCCUGUUGACAAAUCUCCUCAAGGGUAAUCUGUUCCCCUCUGCUCUAAUCUGGAUAACGUCUCGACCAGCAGCAGCCAGUCAAAUUCCUCCUGAGUGUAUCGAUCUGGUGACAGAAGUGCAGGGGUUCAAUAACUCACAGAAGGAGGAGUACUUCAGAAAGAGGAUCAACAAUGAGAGUAUUGCAUGUGAAAUCAUUUCACACAUUAAAUCAUCAAGGAGCCUCCACAUCAUGUGCCACAUACCCGUGUUCUGUUGGAUUGCUGCUAUGGUUCUUGAGAUUAUUUAUUCCUCAGGGCAAACAGAGAUUCCAAAGACUUUGACAGAGAUGUACACAUACUUCUUUGUUUUCCAAAUCAGACAGAGAAGCAUCAAAUUUGAUAAUGUGCAUGUUCUUAACACGCAACGGAACCAUGAGCUGAUCCUCCGUCUUGGAAAGUUGGCCUAUGAACAGUUAGAGAGGGGCAAUCUGAUAUUUUAUGAAGAAGACCUCAGAAUCUGCGGCAUUGAUGUGAAAGAGGCAACUGUAUUCUCUGGGAUGUGCACCCAGAUCUUCCGAGAGGAAUCAGGGAUCUUUCUAGGGACAGUGUUCUGCUUUGUGCAUCUCAGUAUCCAGGAGUACCUUGCUGCUCUGUAUGCUCUGGUGAUGAUGGGCGUUGAAAAGAAAAACAUAAUAUCCACACCACAUUCAACUCCAAUGACGAAACCAACAAUCAGCUUUCAUAAGAGGGCUGUAGACAAAGCUUUGGCUUACGAAGAUGGGCGCUUUGACCUCUUCCUCCGCUUCCUUCUUGGCCUCUCUCUGGAAUCAAAUCAGACUCUCCUGCAUGGUCUAAUACAGAUGAGACAAAUACAGACCAGUAAUGAUAAAACUAUUGCUUACAUUAAGGAGAAGAUCAGGGAGGUGUCUUCCUCAGAAAGGAUGAUCAACCUCUUCCACUGUUUGAAUGAACUGGAUGACAACUCCUUAGUGGAGGAGAUCAAGAGCUUCCUUAGUGCAGGGACUAUUUCUGAAUCAAAACUCUCACCUGGUCAGUGGUCCGCUCUAGUGUUUAUGCUGCUAACAUCAGACCAGAACCUGGAUGUGUUUGAUUUGAAGACGUACAUCAGAUCUGAUGAAGCUCUCCUGAGGCUGCAGCCAGUAGUGGAGGAAUCCCACACAACUCUGGUCAACAGGUGUGAGCUCACUACACAGAGCUGUAUAACACUAGCCACCAUCCUCCGCAAAGAAUCAUCAAAGCUCAGACACCUCUAUCUCAGUGACAACCACAUUGGAGAUGAUGGAGUCAAAGAACUGUGUAUGGGACUGAAGAGCACAAACUGUGCACUGGAGACACUGAGCUUGUCAGACUGUGGUGUAACAGGAGAAGGAUAUACUGCUUUGGCCUCAGCUCUCCAAUCAAACCCUUCACACCUGGAGGAGCUGUACCUGAGAGGAAACGACCCUGGAGACUCUGGAGUGAAGUUACUCACCGAUCUAUUACAGGACCCUCAAUGUAAACUAAAGGGACUGAGGAUCAGUAGCUGUGGGCUCACUGAACAGAGCUGUGCAACACUAGCAUCUGUCCUCCGCAAAGAAUCAUUAAAGCUCAGACACCUGGAUCUCAGUGACAACCCCAUUGGAGAUGAUGGAGUCCUACUACUGUGUAGUGGACUGAAGAGCCCCAACUGUGCGCUGGAGACACUGAGAUUGUCAGCCUGUGGUGUAACAGGAAAAGGAUAUGCUGCUCUGGCCUCAGCUCUCAAAUCAAACCUGGAGGAGCUGGACCUGAGAGGAAAUGACCCUGGAGAGUCAGGAGUGAAGUUACUCACUGAUUUAUUACAGGACCCUCAAUGUAAACUAAGGAGACUGAGGCUUAAUGACUGCAGUAUAACAGCAGAGGGUUGUACUGCUCUUACUUCAGCUCUGACAUCAAAUCAGGAAUCACGCCUGACAUGUCUGGGUCUGAGUAGUAAUAAGCUGGGAGACCUGGGUGUGAAGCAGAUCUCUGAUCUGCUCAGGAAUCCAGAAUGCAAACUGCGGUGGCUGUGGGAUUAG